UUUCGCGGUUCAGGUCCCCAAGUCAAAAACCCAGAGACAAAUCCCUAAGAAAGGAAUAACAACGCCCAACAGAGAAUACUACAUUGAUCAAUCGAUCCCAAAUAUCAUUCCACUGAAUCCACUGGGUUACUGCGACUACAGUUCUUCUAACUUGCCAUGCCCGAAAGGGUCCGUACCGUCUUCAAUGAUGAAGACGAGGUCCCCGUCCCCAGCCAGCACAAGGCCCCUAAGAACACAAAGGGCCAGGAUUCAGGACCCGUGAAGAGGAAGAGCCAUCUUAAUGAAAACAUUGAAAACAUUGAUAAGAGGAACAAGAAACGAAAACGCGAUGUGGUGACAGGCGGAUCUCUGCAGUCUCGCUCCUCGCUAACGGACGGCGCAAGCCCAUUAUCGCACCCCGCUCAUCCUCGAACGAACGACAACUCGACAGACGAGAAUAGCGUCUCCAGAAAGCCGUACGACAAACACCGAAAAGAUAAAUCGAGACAAUUCAAGGAUGGAAACCAGAACUUCCUCUCGUUGAAGAAGAGAGCCCAGGCUUUGUACGAGCUCCGCAAAAACCUCCCCAUCUUCCCCUCCGGUGACGAGAUACGAGGACACCUGCGCAAAAACGAUGUGAUGCUGUUGAUUGGUGAAACGGGUAGUGGAAAGAGUACCCAGAUCCCUCAAUUUCUGGUCAAUGAGCAGUGGUGUCGGCCAACCAAGGCCAAGAUUGUCCAGGGGGAUGGCGCUGAAAAGGAGAUUACCGUGGGUGGCUGUAUUGCCAUUACUCAACCUAGGAGGGUGGCAGCUAUUUCCCUGGCUAGGCGUGUUGCGGAGGAAAUGGGGACCCCUCUUGGGUCUUCUUCUCCUGCGAGCAAAGUUGGCUAUUCGGUUCGAUUCGAUACCUCUACCUCCCCGAGCACGCAGAUCAAGUUCUUGACGGAGGGAAUGCUUCUUCAGGAAAUGCUACAUGAUCCGUGGCUUACAAAGUAUAGCGCAAUCGUGGUUGAUGAAGUGCACGAGCGUGGUGUGAAUGUUGAUCUAGUGAUGGGGUUUUUGAGGAAUCUAGUCUCCGGGGAGAAAGAAGGCAGAGGCGGGGUGCCUCUCAAAGCUGUAGUCAUGAGUGCUACGGCUGAUAUGGAGAGCCUACAGGGGUUCUUUGCAGAGGGAUUCCAGGGUCGUCAUUUGAAAGGAACCGCAGACGCAGAUGCAGACGCAGACUCAGAGAAUGGUCUUGACGGAAUCUCUGUAUGCCAUAUUAAGGGUCGACAAUUUCCCGUCAAGACAAUAUACUCUCCAGAGCCGGUGCAUGACUUUGUCGAUGCGGCCUUGAAAGUUAUCUUCCAGAUACACUACAAAGAACCUAUCCCCGGUGAUAUUUUGGUUUUCCUGACCGGGCAGGAGACUGUCGAAGCCCUGGAGCAUCUAGUCAACGAAUACGCGAUCGGAAUGGACCCAGCACUGCCAAAGAUCCAAGUCCUUCCACUCUUCGCAGCUCUCCCCCAAGUAGCGCAGCAGCGAGUAUUCGUUCCCGCCCCGCCGCGAACUCGCAAAAUCAUCUUAGCGACGAACAUUGCUGAGACCUCCGUUACCGUAUCUGGGGUGAGAUUUGUUGUGGAUUGCGGCAAGGCAAAGAUCAAACAGUUCCGUACCCGUCUGGGUCUCGAUUCACUGCUGGUCAAACCCAUCUCCAAAUCGGCGGCCAUUCAGCGCAAAGGUCGCGCGGGUCGUGAAGCCCCAGGGCAAUGUUUCCGACUAUACACUGAAAAAGAUUACCUCUCUCUGGACGAGGUGAAUACUCCGGAAAUCCUGCGGUGUGACUUGAGUCAAGCCCUGCUCAAUAUGAAGGCGCGCGGGGUCGAUAAUGUCAUGGAGUUCCCGUUCUUGACGCGACCCCCACGGGAGGCCUUGGAGAAGGCCCUCCUUCAACUGCUUAGCAUUGACGCUCUUGAGGAAACCGGCAAAAUCAGUGCCACUGGACGGCAAAUUGCAAAACUUCCCCUCACUCCCACCCUCGGCCGCGUUCUUCUCGCGGCAUCGGAACACGGCCCAGAUUGCCUACUAGAUGUGAUUGAUGUGAUCUCCUGCCUGAGCGUCGAGAACAUUUUCCUGAAUACGAAUUCCGAGGAGAAGAAGGAAGAGGCUGAGAAAGCUCGGCAAGAUCUAUACCGGAGAGAGGGAGAUCAUCUUACGAUGUUGGCGACUGUGCGGGCGUACGCAGCAGAGAACAGUGAUCGGAAGGCAUGGGCCGAGAGACACUUGGUGUCACAUCGGGCGAUGCAAUCUGUCAUGGAUGUCCGCAAGCAACUGACAGCCCAAUGUCGACAAGCUAAACUACUUCCCAAUCCCCACGAGUCUCGGGACUCUGCGGGUUCCUCUAUGAUUAGAGAACCAUCGCCGGUUCUGAUUCUGAAAAGUUUCCUGCAUGGGUUCUCCACCAACACCGCCCGGCUCGUCCCCGACGGCAGCUAUCGCACUGUUGUAGGGAACCAGACCGUGGCAAUUCACCCGUCGAGUGUCUUGUUUGGCAAGAAAGUCGAGGCGAUUAUGUACAAUGAGUUUGUCUUUACAAACCGCAGUUAUGCACGCGGGGUGAGUGCAGUGCAGAUGGAUUGGGUAGGGCAGGCUUUGGCGGGGGAAUAGAUCUCUCUCGUCGGACCGCGCUUUCCCGUACAUUUUCUUUUCUUUAUGGUAUUCUCAUUAGCGAGAUUUGAAUUUGGGAGGGUUGGAGAAGGAGUUGUUUGGAUUGUAAUGGUCGAAGUAGAAUAGAGUAUUAGAACCUACCUUUAUCUGUAUGCCAAAUUCAGUUCAUAUAAAUGACUGCGGAUCAAGCAGGAAGAGAUCCAAUGGUCCUUUUUUUUUUAGCCAAAGAGGGACAACAUCCAAAUUGCG
Messenger RNA from Aspergillus ochraceoroseus IBT 24754, 2874 nucleotides. RefSeq names its product putative ATP-dependent RNA helicase (Hrh1). The transcript has 2 exons. The coding region runs from base 157 to 2625 and encodes 822 amino acids. Gene Ontology annotation, cellular component: intracellular anatomical structure; catalytic step 2 spliceosome. The record is from RefSeq and is a predicted model, not a curated record. Gene Ontology annotation, molecular function: RNA binding. Lineage: Eukaryota; Fungi; Ascomycota; Eurotiomycetes; Eurotiales; Aspergillaceae.